This is a messenger RNA of Ilex paraguariensis (yerba mate), 1391 nucleotides long. The record is from the annotation of a GenBank genome assembly. Lineage: Eukaryota; Viridiplantae; Streptophyta; Magnoliopsida; Aquifoliales; Aquifoliaceae.
UGAUUAGCCAUCACAUGGUCUGGUUGUCUUUCUUCUGGUCCCAUCCUCCACACUCUCUCUCUCUCUCUCUAUAUAUCCCUCCAAACUUCAUUUUAUAAUGAUUCCAUUGUACUUAAUUGCCUAAAAAGCCCUCAGCUUAUCCAUAAAUGCUCCAUUUCCCAACCCUCUCUUCACUCUCUUAAAAAACCUUCUCACCACCUCAUUUCCAAGCUUAACCGAGAGGAAAACAGAGAGAGAGAGAGACGUUCAGAGUAGAAGAGAUAAAGAAAGAGAGUGAAGAAGAUGUCGAAGGAAGUGAGCGAAGAGGGACACACCCACGGCAAAGACUACGUGGAUCCACCACCAGCACCACUCUUCGACCUCGCCGAGAUCAAACUCUGGUCCUUCUACAGAGCUCUCAUCGCCGAGUUCGUCGCCACCCUCCUUUUCCUCUACGUCUCAGUCGCCACCGUCAUAGGCCACAAGAAACAGACCGGAGAUUGCGACGGCGUUGGCCUCUUGGGCAUCGCUUGGGCCUUCGGCGGCAUGAUCUUCAUCCUCGUUUACUGCACCGCCGGCGUCUCCGGUGGUCAUAUUAACCCGGCAGUGACGUUUGGGCUAUUUUUGGCGAGGAAGGUGUCUCUGAUCAGAGCGGUGGCGUACAUGGUAGCACAGUGUUUGGGUGCUAUAUGUGGAGUUGGGUUGGUUAAGGCUUUCAUGAAGCACCCUUACAACUCACAGGGUGGUGGUGCUAACUCUGUAGCUUCAGGGUACAGCAAUGGCACAGCUCUUGGUGCUGAGAUUAUUGGUACUUUCGUUCUGGUCUACACUGUUUUCUCAGCUACCGAUCCCAAGAGGAGCGCACGUGACUCUCACGUCCCUGUUUUGGCUCCUCUUCCAAUUGGGUUUGCCGUGUUCAUGGUUCACUUGGCCACCAUCCCCAUCACCGGUACUGGUAUCAACCCAGCUAGGAGCUUUGGUGCUGCAGUGAUCUACAACAAUGACAAAAUCUGGGAUGAUCAUUGGAUCUUCUGGGUGGGACCAUUCGUGGGAGCAUUGGCAGCAGCUGCAUAUCACCAGUACAUUUUGAGAGCUGCAGCUAUUAAAGCUUUGGGUUCAUUCCGCAGCAACCCCACCAACUAAGCUCAACAGCAACAGAACCUAUAAAGAAAUUGCAUUGUCUCUUCUGUUCUCUAAUCUAUUUGUUUGCUUUUGUGUGUAUGGAGAGGAAUGUUAAUGAACCCUUCUCUCUAUUUUUCGUUUUUGUUUUAUUUUUCAUAUAAUUUAAUCUUUUGUUCCUAGGGUUGGCUGUGUAUUUAUUUGGUAUGAGUAAAAUGAUGGUGGCGUUGUUUCUUUCAAUUUGUCUGCAAUAAUGGACUCUCUCUCUCUCUUCCUAGACCAUGGUCACGUUU